Messenger RNA from Setaria italica (foxtail millet), 1399 nucleotides. RefSeq names its product deSI-like protein At4g17486. Gene Ontology annotation, molecular function: deubiquitinase activity. The record is from RefSeq and is a predicted model, not a curated record. Lineage: Eukaryota; Viridiplantae; Streptophyta; Magnoliopsida; Poales; Poaceae. Gene Ontology annotation, biological process: protein deubiquitination. The coding region runs from base 269 to 973 and encodes 234 amino acids. The transcript is spliced from 4 exons.
CCUUCUCUCUCUCUCUCUCUCGUCGUCGUGUCCCCGUCCCGUUCCGUCGCUGGCUGCUGUUGUUGGUGGUGUUGCUCGGCUGCCUCCGCUGCCUGAGACGAGAGCGAGGCGGAGAGGGAGGGGGACAGGGCGGCCGGCCGGCGGCGGCGGCUGAUUCUGCUCGAGAUCGAGCAGGAGGAGCUGCUCCUGAAUUUGCUGCUGCUGGUGGUGGUGGUGCCAGAUCUGCCUUCCUCUCCCGCGGCAGCGCCAUCUUCUGCGGGCGGGAGCCAUGCGGGUGCUGCCGGCGUCCUGGUCCUCCUCAUCCGCCAAGGCCACCACCACCAGCAGCAACACCACCGAGGGCGAGGAGCCUCCUCGUCCUCCUACGGUGGGGGCGGCCGCGGUGUACCUCAACAUCUACGACAUCUCCCCUCUCAACCACUACCUCUACUGGUUCGGGCUCGGCAUCUUCCACUCGGGGAUCGAAGUGCAUGGCAUGGAGUAUGGCUUUGGAGCUCACGAAUACCCAACCAGCGGAGUCUUCCAAGUAGAACCCAAAAGCUGUCCUGGCUUUAUCUUCAGACGCUCAGUGUGCGUCGGCACAACUGAUUUGUCCCGUUCGCAAGUCCGCACCUGCAUAGAGGAUCUCGCAGAGGAUUACCAUGGAGACACUUAUCAUUUGAUUGUCAAGAACUGCAAUCAUUUUACGGCUGAUGCCUGCCAGCGUCUGACUGGGAAGCCAGUGCCUGGAUGGGUCAAUCGACUCGCCAGAUUAGGUUCCUUCUUCAAUUGCGUAUUGCCCGAGAGCAUCAAGGUUUCAGCAGUCACAAAUGCAAAUGGGCAUCCUGAUUUUUCUGAUGAUGGCUUGGGGUCUAACGCGUCGAUCGUUGAGGGAAGCGAUGAAGAUGACUUAGACCAACUUCUAAGAACACCAAACAGCGACGUUGUAUCUUCAAGAGACAAGACAUUAACUCCUGGCAGGGAUAGCUUCUAAUUGACUUCCUCUAUUCUCUGUUGAUAGCAAGCAUUGCCUUCUGGGUUGUCUGCUGAGGAUCAGAGGCAGGUGCUUUGGUGGUGAUCGCCUGCUGUCAAAGCUUCAGACCUUAUUGAUUGAUUGGUUGAUGUUGCUGUUAUCAGUUCAUGUAGUAGAUAUAGUAGGGUAUAAUGUGAUGAUAUUGUGUUUGUGAUAUCUUGUGGCGAAGGCCAAGUUAACCAGCAUAUCAUGUGUUGUGCGCGUGUGGGGUAUAUGCUGUAGUAACUUAGUGAGAAUGGUGUGGCAUACUGUCUUGAGUAGUGAGGUCAUCCCUUUUCUUUGACUUUGUACGGUGAUGGUGUGUGUGAGUGAUUUCUUGUGUACAAAAAUUAGUUGAUGGAGGUUGAAAUGGUUUUCCAGAUGUGUUUAUAUCUACUUACUUGUGUA